AGUACCCAGGUGGACCGGGCACCCCAGCCAGCCAGCGCGGACCGGCAGGCGCACGGGCACCGCGCCGGGUACCGCACCGCACCGUUCCGCGCGGGGCAGAGCGGAGCCGCAACCCCACGCGCCUCCCAGGACCCACCAGCCACCGCCGCCUCCGCAGCACCCAUGGGGACCAGGAGACUUUAAAGGAGUUUGGGGUUUCGGGAGCAGGGAAAUCACGGGUACGGAGAGGCGGCUUUCUUUGCCUUGGAAACGGUUUUUCUUCGUCCGACUGUUUGGACCCUGUGCCGGAUCCCGGCUCCUGGCCCUCGCCUCGCCGCGUCAUUGAUGGGCAACCAACUGGACCGCAUCACCCACCUCAACUACAGCGAGUUGCCCACAGGGGACCCGUCGGGGAUCGAGAAGGACGAGCUACGAGUUGGGGUCGCCUACUUCUUCUCGGAUGAGGAGGAGGACCUGGACGAACGCGGCCAGCCCGACAAGUUCGGCGUGAAGGCCCCCCCGGGCUGCACCCCGUGCCCAGAGAGCCCCAGCCGCCACCGCCACCACCUGCUGCACCAGCUGGUCCUCAACGAAACUCAGUUCUCCGCCUUCCGGGGGCAGGAAUGCAUCUUUUCCAAAGUGAGCGGCGGCCCUCAGGGCGCCGACCUGAGCGUCUACGCUGUCACCGCGCUGCCCGCGCUCUGCGAGCCGGGCGACCUGCUGGAGCUGCUGUGGCUGCAGCCUGCGCCCGAGCCGCCCGCCCCCGCCCCGCACUGGGCCGUCUAUGUGGGUGGCGGGCAGAUCAUCCACCUGCACCAAGGCGAGAUCCGCCAGGACAGCCUGUACGAGGCGGGCGCGGCCAACGUGGGCCGGGUGGUGAAUAGCUGGUACCGCUACCGCCCGCUGGUGGCCGAGCUGGUGGUGCAGAACGCCUGCGGCCACCUGGGCCUCAAGAGCGAGGAGAUCUGCUGGACGAACUCGGAGAGCUUCGCCGCCUGGUGCCGCUUUGGUAAGCGGGAGUUCAAGGCGGGAGGGGAGGUGCCGGCCGGCACGCAGCCCCCGCAGCAGCAGUACUAUCUCAAGGUGCACCUGGGCGAGAACAAGGUGCACACGGCCAGGUUUCACAGCCUGGAAGACCUCAUCCGCGAGAAGCGCCGCAUCGACGCCAGCGGCCGCCUGCGAGUGCUCCAGGAGCUCGCCGACCUCGUGGACGACAAGGAGUAGCCUCGUGGGGGGCCACCUGCGCCUCCUGUCUCCCCGCGCCCCGCUCCCUUCCCAGCA
This is a messenger RNA of Lynx canadensis (Canada lynx), 1260 nucleotides long. RefSeq names its product LRAT domain containing 1 (gene LRATD1). Lineage: Eukaryota; Metazoa; Chordata; Mammalia; Carnivora; Felidae. The record is from RefSeq and is a predicted model, not a curated record. The coding region runs from base 325 to 1203 and encodes 292 amino acids. The transcript has 2 exons.